CUCAGCGCCUGUCACCCAAUCUUUGGCUCAAUACAGCACAGAGGACCAGAGAACAAGUCGGAAGUACUUGGCGUAUGUUUAUAAGAAGAUUAUAUGAGAGGGACUUAGGAGAAAGACAAAUGACACACUGAGCUGCUUGUGCUUCCAAUCAUGGUGACCGACGAAGAACACGCUCUCUCUAGUUAUGCUCAGGUUUUCUUUUCUCACACAUUCUUGCUGUUUGUUGCUGCCACAGUCUUUAUUGCUUGGUACAUCAGAGACUCUUUGAAGGUUGACGACUUCGAUCAAAAGCAUGUGCUUGUCACUGGUUGCGAUAGCGGGUUUGGAAACCUUGUGGCCAAGCAGCUUGAUCGACAGGGGUUUCAUGUAAUAGCAGCAUGUCUUACGGAAAGUGGUUCAUCUGACUUGAAAACUGCAGCCUCCAACCGGCUGAAGACAGUUCUGCUCAAUGUUACUGACAGCGUGAGCAUUGAAAGGGCGGUGGAGAUGGUGCGGCGCGAAACUGGGGAGCGAGGUCUUUAUGGUCUGAUAAAUAAUGCUGGGAGAUCCAUCCCUAUUGGACCCACAGAAUGGAUGCAGCUAGAGGACUUCCGGAAGGUUCUGGAUGUGAACCUAAUGGGCGUAAUCGAGGUGACCCUCAAGUUCCUGCCUCUGUUGAAAAAGGCUAAGGGCAGGGUGGUUAAUGUGGCCAGCAUCCUAGGCAGGCUGUCUCUGGUUGGUGGAGGAUACUGUCUGUCCAAGUAUGGAGUGGAGGCUUUCUCAGACAGCCUCAGGAGGGACAUGAAGCAUUUCGGUAUCAAGGUUAGCAUCAUCGAGCCAGGAUUUUUCAAGACUGCCGUGACUCGUCUUGAUCUGAUUGACGCCGACUUGCAAAGGCUGUGGGACCGCCUUCCCUCUGAUGUCAGAGACUCAUACGGGCCAAAAUACCUGGAGAAGUACUCAAAAUCUCAGAGUUUCUCCAUGAACAUCUUGUGCAGUGCUGACAUCUCCAAAGUGACUAGCUGCAUGCAACACGCCCUGAUGGCCAAGCACCCGCGGACCCGCUACGCUGCAGGAUGGGAUGCCAAGCUCUUCUGGAUACCCCUCUCCUACCUCCCUGCGUUUGUGGCGGAUUUUGUCAUCGACAUUCUUCUACCUGUUCCCGGGCAGCGUUGAUGGGUAGUGAAGUGUAAAAUGAAUGGGGUACAUGUAGUAGGUGGAAGUGAUGUCAUAUUUAGAAAAACAAAUAAGGUAAAAAAUACCUCUGAAGUCAAAGUGAUUUUCACUUUAUCAGCAUUUAGGAAUGACAAUUUGACAAAUUGAUAAUUAGACAUCUUUUUUUUCCAAUGUUCCGAAACCAUAUUUCAAAAAUACAGUAUGUGCAAAAAAAAGAGCUAAUUGUUAUAUACCAUAAGUGUAAGUGUGGGGAAAUGAAUUAU
This is a messenger RNA of Sardina pilchardus (European sardine), 1418 nucleotides long. RefSeq names its product retinol dehydrogenase 1 (gene rdh1). The transcript has 6 exons. The record is from RefSeq and is a predicted model, not a curated record. Bases 151 to 1155 code for a protein of 334 amino acids. Gene Ontology annotation, cellular component: intracellular membrane-bounded organelle. Gene Ontology annotation, molecular function: all-trans-retinol dehydrogenase (NAD+) activity. NCBI's taxonomy places the organism in Eukaryota, Metazoa, Chordata, Actinopteri, Clupeiformes, Clupeidae. Gene Ontology annotation, biological process: retinol metabolic process; steroid metabolic process.